GAGAUCCUAUUGGCUGGAAGGCCGUGGGAAGCUACUGCCAGCAGCCAAUUGGAACGCAAGAUGGGCCCCGCGGAGGCGGAGAGAACACCCCCCGCCCCCCGCUUCCUCAGGAGCCAAUAGAGAAGAGUAACAGCGAAGCGCUUCCGGAGGUCGGGGGUCGAGGGAAGAUGGCGGCCGCCAAAGGGGGCUGGUGCCUGUGCGAGUUACUGAGAUUUUUUUAUUCAUUAUUCCUCCCUGGGCUAACAGUCUGUGGAACUUUAUGUGUAUGUCUGUUCGUUAUCCUCUGGGGAAUCAGACUGCUGCUACAGAAAAAGAAAGAGUCAGUAUCAACCAGCAAAAAUGGGAAGAAGCAAACGGUGGUUGCAUUUUUUCAUCCAUACUGCAAUGCCGGUGGAGGAGGAGAAAGAGUUUUGUGGUGUGCCUUAAGGGCCCUGCAGAAAAAGUACCCUGAAGCAGUUUACGUCGUUUAUACUGGUGAUGUCGACGUCAGUGGACAGCAGAUACUAGAAGGCGCUUUCCAAAGAUUUAACAUCAAACUCACUCACCCAGUGAAGUUUGUCUUCUUAAGGAAACGAUACCUUGUGGAAGAUUCACUCUAUCCUCACUUCACACUGCUGGGCCAAAGUCUAGGGUCCAUUUUUCUUGGCUGGGAAGCUCUAAUGCAGUGUGUUCCCGACGUUUACAUCGAUUCAAUGGGAUACGCGUUCACACUUCCUCUGUUUAAGUAUUUAGGUGGUUGUCACGUCGGAAGCUAUGUUCAUUAUCCCACCAUCAGCACCGACAUGCUUUCCGUAGUGAAGAAUCAAAAUGUUGGCUUUAACAAUGCAGCCUUCAUUACCAGGAAUCCUUUUCUCAGCAAAUUAAAGCUCAUCUAUUAUUAUUUAUUUGCUUUUAUUUAUGGACUUGUUGGUUCUUGCAGUGAUGUAGUGAUGGUCAAUUCUUCCUGGACACUAAAUCACAUUCUCUCACUGUGGAAGGUUGGGAAUUGCACUAACAUUGUUUAUCCACCUUGUGACGUGCAGACAUUUCUGGACAUUCCCUUACGUGAGAAAAAGACGACCCCAGGACAUUUACUGGUUUCCGUUGGCCAGUUCCGGCCUGAAAAGAAUCAUCCUUUGCAGAUCAAAGCCUUUGCUAAGUUGCUGAAUAAGAAGGUGGCUGAGCCACUUCCUUCACUUAAACUUGUCCUCAUUGGAGGUUGUCGUAACCAAGAUGAUGAGCUGAGGGUAAACCAACUGAGAAGGCUUUCUGAGGAUCUAGGAAUUCAAGAAGAUGUGGAAUUUAAAAUAAACAUCCCAUUUGACGAGUUGAAGCAUUACUUGUCUGAAGCAACAAUUGGUCUGCAUACCAUGUGGAACGAGCAUUUUGGGAUUGGAGUUGUCGAGUGUAUGGCAGCUGGCACAAUUAUCCUUGCACACAAUUCAGGGGGCCCGAAGCUCGACAUUGUCGUUCCACACCAAAGAGAGAUAACUGGAUUUCUGGCUGAAAGCGAAGAAGACUACGCUGAGACCAUGGUUCAUAUUCUUUCCAUGUCUGAGGAAAAGAGACUCCAAAUCCGAAGCAAUGCUCGGGCAUCUGUGAGCAGAUUCUCUGAUCAGGAGUUCGAACUGGCAUUCCUGUCAUCUGUGGAGAACUUACUUAAAUAGUGCCGUAUCUGUAAAAGUCAAAGGUAUUUUAUAUAAAACAGCUAAACACCUUCAUAUGUUAGUGUUUUUCUAAAGUUUUUCCGUAUGGUGAUAAAGUCAGCCUGAGCAAUGUACUCAGCAGUUUGUAUAUAGACAGGAUAUUGAUUUCAAUGAAAAUGAAAAAAAGGCAAAAUUACCUAAAUGGUUUAAAUGAAAAAAAAAAAAGUAAGAUUAGUAUUCUGUCUCAAAUUCUGAAAAAUAUGAAUCUGAAAGAAAAAAAUGAACAGUCUUACUGUUGGUAUGACCCGUCUUUUUCCGAUCUGAUUUGUCAAAUCACUGUACUUUAGAAACCAGGAAAGAGAAUUUCCCUUUAGAAAAAAAGGAAAUGGAGAAAGGGAAAUGGAGAGCUGACAAUUAGUUGAUGAGCACUUAGAAUUGUUCUGCCAUCUUGGAAACACAGAUUUUGGUACAUUUAAGUUCUAAAUACUAUGUGGAUGACCUUCUUGAAGAUGCCUAACGGUUUUCUUAAAGAGAAGAGACACUUGCAGCAGGCUGCAUCGUGUUCUAAAAGCUCGCAGGGCCGAGCCAGGCGGACUGUGACCACUCCAUGGCCAAGGGUCUGCUCGUGGAGGCCGGUGCUGCCCCAAAUCCAUCCCUGUCGGGAGCUUGGGAUUUGUGAAGUAGCUUUUUGUGUAGCACUCCCGGGACACUUGUACCAAUCCCUUCACAGUUCCACGUUCCCGGGGACUGGAAGUCAGCUUUAAGUCCAUCAGAAGGUCUGAAUGAGAACAUCCUGCUAAGUUGUUCUUCUCAUAAUGAUGAUGGAGUAACCAGCUCCAUCCUCCCGGUCUCUGUUAGCAGCAUCAUACAUUGUACAAAGUGGCAUUUCAAAAAGAGCCCCGGACUGGCAGAAUACCUGAGCCUGACCCCACUGUCACUAUUUACAAACAGCAGACCUCCUACUACUCAGGCUGCUGCUUAAUCUUUUUGAAACUCCGGCUCUUCAUCUAUAAUCUGGAGGUGGUAGUACCUGUCCUCGCUACCCCUUAGUGAUUCUGAGAUGGGAAGUACUUUGAAAACUAUAAAAGUUUUUUUAAAGUUCCCUUUAUAAAAUAAUUAAGAGUAACAAUAUAUAGUAAAUGUCAUUUGUGAUCAAGCCUCCUUAUUAAAAUAGUAGGACUCAAGGUAGGUUAUUAAGUCAAUAGCUAGGACUAUGUGCUGACUUGAACAGAACGUCUGUGCUGAACGACUAGCACGGAAAGUAUGCGGAUGUGCAGAUACGGCUACAGAGCCCCACGGCACUUGGCGUUCUCUGCAUACAGAAUUCGCUCCUUCUAGAUCAGUGAAUCGACCUCCAGCCCAGUCUGAUACAUCUUUGUGUUAGAGGGCAUGUGAAAGAGGUCUGGUUUUCCCUCUUUCAAACUCCUCUCAUUCAGUCAUGGACCCAGCCAGCUCCGUCAUCUAUUCCCAAUUCCACCUUUGACUCAUCUGCAGGCCUCCUUCUGUCAUCAGAUCAAAAAGCAGCAAAGCAGAGCCCCAGGAUGAUGUGCCACCAACAUAGCUUUGGGUGGAGAUGGUUCAGUUUAGAAAAGAAAGACUGGUGGACAUGGAAGCUGGAAGGACCUUACAAAUCCUCUGGUCCAGUUUUAUUUUCAACUUUACAGACCACGAUUUAAAGACCUUAAGACUCCUUCAGUCUCACAAAGCUGUUUAAGGGACAAAAUCAGGAUUAUAAGCUGGAUGUUCUGACUGCAGCCCACUUGGUUUUCUUAUCUUAUAGUUAAUCUUGGGGCAAGAUUCGGCCCACCGCCCCCUGCAGUCACCUGUCUACCCUCAGAAAACCAUAGGACUAAAGAUAAAUUGAAGUAGACUAAGCAGAAGGAAAGGAUGCAGAACAGGAAAAAAAAAAAAAAAAAAAAGAUUCUGAAAUUCUGUAAAGCAUUUUUAAAUCCUAUUUCUUCAAAAUUAUUUUUAUUUGCCACACACAUCACUGGAAACAUACUUUGCAUAUCUCUUCACCCUCCCUAUUGCUAAUGUGAUAUUACGUGUUUUGUUUGUUUUUUUCUGGAAAGACCAAUAACCGUGAAGAGUGUCAAAACAAUAUGUCAGCUACUGUCUGUCUGGGGAACUUCUGAGUGAUUAUUCAUUCCUAUAAAACAUUGUUUUUGAAUGGUCCUGUUGCGGUAUAUCCCGAACCCCCAACAGUGGGGAUUCACAUUCUUAUUUGGGUUGUGCAUAAUAAAAUACAUGUUCCAUGUUCUUUGAUAAUAAUCUGUAUAUAAUAUGACUUGGAUUUAAUAGAUACAAAAUCUGUUUGUAUCUAUGAUUUAAAGCGAUUUUCAUGAUCUUGGGUACUUUCUCCUUAUGGUACAUUGGUACCCCCAUGCAUUCUCCCAAUGCUGAAUUGUUAUCUACUACUAAUAUUUCUAAGCUCCACAUGCUGGGAAUUUAAAAAAAGAAAAGGAGGCAGGCAAAGGUGGAGGGAGGGAGGAAAGAAAAAGAACUUCAAGGUAAAACAAAAUUGUCUUGCCUCUAGUACCCAAGAAGAAUAGGUUGUCAGGUUUAAUAGACUUUUUAUUUUAAUAUUUCAGACUUACAAAAACACUGCAGAGUUUCAUACACUUUAAUAAUUUUCAGGGCUUUUUACAAAGUCAUAGACAAAAUUAUGAGAGUGGCCAGUAUAAUUGUAAAUGCUUUCAGAAUAUUUGUGUUUAAUCAUGUAAAUGUAUCCUAGACUCCAGGACUAUAAUAUGAGUAAGUAGAGUGUCUGCUAAAUCUGUCAACAGAUUUGGGUACAAGGAGAAAGUUAUCCACAAGAAGUCAUGCAAAUUUCUAGAAUCAAAUUAUGCCCUUGUAAUUUCCCUACCUCAGCUGAUUCUUUUUCCUCUGUCCUCAUCCUAAGUCCAAGGCACCCUGGGCCUUAAAGAAGCAUCAGUUCUAACGCUUGAGUGCUACAUGCUUGCUUGGACUAUACAUGCUACAAGAUACCUAGAAGGGAAGUUAAGAGUUGAUACACCACUUAAAAAAUGAUCAGUUUGAUAGCUAUGAUAUAUAGUUACCGAGAUGCAUAAUUUUUUCCGAGAUGCAUAAUUUUUAAUAAAAUUUAUUCUAAAAACACA
This is a messenger RNA of Canis lupus familiaris (dog), 4744 nucleotides long. It is a transcript of the gene ALG11, whose product is annotated as ALG11 alpha-1,2-mannosyltransferase. Gene Ontology annotation, biological process: protein N-linked glycosylation. The transcript has 4 exons. Gene Ontology annotation, molecular function: GDP-Man:Man(3)GlcNAc(2)-PP-Dol alpha-1,2-mannosyltransferase activity. The record is from RefSeq and is a predicted model, not a curated record. The coding region runs from base 168 to 1646 and encodes 492 amino acids. Lineage: Eukaryota; Metazoa; Chordata; Mammalia; Carnivora; Canidae. Gene Ontology annotation, cellular component: endoplasmic reticulum membrane.